This is a messenger RNA of Paramuricea clavata, 626 nucleotides long. The record is from the annotation of a GenBank genome assembly. Lineage: Eukaryota; Metazoa; Cnidaria; Anthozoa; Malacalcyonacea; Plexauridae.
UUAUACGGGAGGGAUCUCAGAUUGUUUGCGAUGCACAAAAAAAAGCGGAUUUAUUUAAUGAAUAUUUUGUAAGUGAAGCGAACGUCGAUGACACAAAUCAUGAACUACCAGUCUUAGAUUAUUAUCCUAAUCACACAGAUAAAACGUUGUCUAUAGUUCAAACAACAGAAGAAGAAGUGAUUAAUCUCCUCUAUAAAGUUGAUAUUACAAAAGCUAGCGGUCAUGAUGGUAUUGGCAAUAGAAUUAUUAAAUUAUGUAGCCGCGGAAUUGCCAAAACAUUUACAUAUUUAAUUAACACAAGUCUCCGAAUAGGAGAGUAUCCAACUGAAUGGAAAAAAGCAAAUGUAACUCCUGUCUAUAAAAAAGAUGAUCAUCAAUAUAAAAAGAACUAUCGUCCCAUAUCACUUUUACCGUCUAUAUCCAAAAUACCAGAAAAAAUUGUAUUCACUAGACUAUAUGAAUUUUUAUUAGACAUUAGAUUCCUUAAUGAUUUUCAGUCCGGUUUUAGACCAGGAGACAGCACUGUGAACCAACUUACGUAUAUAGUUCAUAAGAUCUAUGAAGCUCUAGAAAUGGGUAAAGAAGUCCGUAUGGUGUUUUUAGAUUUUAGCAAAGCGUUUGAUAAA